AUGGAUUCCCAUUAUGACAUUGAGUUUGUUUUUCCAAAUGAUGAGCCUCCAUUUGACUCGUCUUCUUCUGAUGAUGAGUUGGAACUUACUCUAGCUAUUGCCAUAGAAGAAUUAAACAAUGAAGGAGCAGCAACAUCACGUCGUCGUUCUAUUCAACCUCGCAGGUUUAUCUGGUAUAAUCCUUUGCAAGAUCAUGACAGGCUUUUCCAAGAUUAUUUUGCUAAAACAGCAGUGUAUCCUCCUAAUCAACAAAAGAUGAACAAGUCACAGAAUGCUAAUCAGUUCUACAAAAUGGCCACUGUUAAUCAGUUCUACAAAUCACAGAUGGAGUCCUUUGCUAUUGUACGUAUCAUGAUCUUGGUUUUAGUGACAAUAAUUUGUGGUAUUGGGGAAGCGGCUCAAGUUGAAUAUUUUAAUGUUAUGGAUUAUGGAGCCAAAGGAGAUGCCAUUACAGACGAUUCUGUGGCAUUUUUAAAGGCAUGGAAUGAUACAUGUAAUUCCGAGACCGAUGAACCUACUAUGGUUAUUCCAAGAAGGCAAUUUUUCUUGCGACCCACAACCUUUCGUGGUCCUUGCAAGUCUAAAGUUCAUUUUGCUAUUUUGGGAGUUUUAUUUGCACCUUCUGGUCCAAAGGAAUGGAAAGAGUUGAAUGAUACUGUGAAAUUUAUAGAAUUUGAGUAUGUGAAUGGGCUCUAUAUACAUGGGGUUGGCCUAAUAAAUGGUCGUGGAAAGGGUUGGUGGGAUAUCUCAUGCAGAUAUCAUCCUGACCUUAAGGAAUGUGGCAAAGGUGCACCCACGGCACUCAGAUUUCAUAAGAGUAAUGAUAUCCACAUGAGCCAGAUUAGAAUAAUUGAUAGUCCCCAAACCCAUAUUCUUUUACUGGGAUGCAAUGAUGUUGAAUUCGAAGGCCUAUUCAUAAAAUCACCAGAUGGAAGCCCAAACACUGAUGGAAUUCAUAUUCAAGCUACAAAUAAUGUAUUCAUCAACAGUUCCUUUAUUGGCUCUGGUGAUGAUUGUGUCUCUAUUGGAGAUGGAAUUUCAAAUGUAAACAUCACUUAUGUCACGUGCGGGCCGGGUCAUGGAAUAAGCAUUGGAAGUUUAGGCGGAAGUGGAAAUGUGGUAAAUGUAUCAAACAUCCAUGUGAGGCAUGCUAUCUUCAAUGGGACACAAAAUGGGGCACGAAUCAAGACAUAUCAGACUGGGAGAGGUGAAGUUCGGGAUGUUGAGUUUUCAGAUAUAAAAUUCAUAGACGCUGGAAAUCCAAUAAUCAUCGACCAAUACUAUUGUGGCAACCCUAAUGGCUGCCCACCAACAAAUGUUGGAGUUCAAAUAAGCAAUGUGAGCUACACAGACAUGUAUGGGACAUCAAAGGCCGAUGUAGCAGUCAAUUUUAAUUGCAGUGGAAAUGUUGCUUGCACCGACAUCAAAUUGGAAAAUAUCAACUUGACAUCUUCAACAAUUGGGAAGCAAGUCACUUCUAGUUGCAACAAUGCUUAUGGAGAGGCAAAAGGAACGAUUGAACCCAAGUCCUGUCUAAAUUCGAAAACUUGA
Molecule: messenger RNA, 1551 nt
Organism: Quercus lobata
Lineage: Eukaryota; Viridiplantae; Streptophyta; Magnoliopsida; Fagales; Fagaceae
Product: polygalacturonase-like
Exons: 11
Coding region: 1-1551 (516 amino acids)
Biological process (GO): carbohydrate metabolic process
Molecular function (GO): polygalacturonase activity
Source: RefSeq, a predicted model, not a curated record